GAGGCAAAGGAGGGGAGGAGCUGUCUACACAAUGCAUGCUGAGUAAUAACCCACUAUCUGGUUGCUUUCAGAAGGAUGUCCGUUUCCUUCUUGACAGCAAGCCCUUCGCGUCAAAGGAAAAGUGCCACACAGACUAGUACGCAGGCGCAGAGCACACCUGGUAGGCUAUAACUGUUUACACUUCUAGUUGGAUCAAAGUCACUUUGCACGCAAAUUCCAGCGGAGCCACUGACUGUCAGACAGCAAAACAAUGGAAUAAGGAGUAUAAUCUUAAACAAUCCGAAGAAGAGGAAUGCCCUGUCUCUGUCCAUGCUGGAAUCACUGAGAAGCAACAUCCUGGCAGACAUCGACAGCGACGACCUCAGAGUCAUCGUCAUAUCAGCUAAGGGACCAGUGUUCUCCUCUGGGCAUGACCUGAAGGAGCUGACAUCAGCACAGGGCAGAGAUUACCACUUCAAGGUGUUUCAGGCCUGCUCAGAGGUUAUGACCCUGAUACAAGACAUUCCUGUGCCUGUGAUUGCCAUGGUGAAUGGGGUUGCCACAGCAGCAGGAUGCCAGCUUGUUGCCAGUUGUGACAUUGCCGUGGUGACGGAGAAGUCCACCUUCGCCACGCCAGGGGUCAACGUGGGUCUGUUCUGCUCAACACCAGCUGUGGCAAUAGGAAGAGCUGUCCCCAAGAAGGUUGCCAUGGAGAUGCUGUUCACAGGAAGCCCGAUCUCGGCUCAGGAUGCUUUGCUGCACGGGCUGGUCAGUAAGGUGGUUCCUGAGGAGCGUCUAGAGCACGAGACGUUAGCCAUCGCACGGCGGGUCUGUCAGGCCAGCCGGCCCGUUGUAGCACUUGGCAAGGCCACCUUCCACAGACAGAUGGCCCAGGGGUGGGAUGCGGCCUACGCUACAGCCUCUCGUGUCAUGGUGGAUAACCUGGCUCUCAGAGACGGACAGGAGGGGAUACGGGCCUUCAUAGAUAAACGGAAGCCUGUAUGGACAAACAAAGCAGAGAAGGCCCAUGAUGAGUGAUGUCUGCUGGGCUGGACUACCGUGGCCUGUGAGGGGUCAGCAGCCUCUGGACUGGAGAAGGGAGCCUGUGGAUGGUUGAGGUGUUAAUCUUGCCCCCAGUUGGACCUGAACCCAUCACAGAACACAGAAGUGCUCGAGGACAUUUUGAAAUUAAAUACCUGUUGAUUAUUGUCGUGAUCUGAUGAAAUGAAAAUGCAGGGCUGUCUUCGUGUAUGCCCUUAGGAGGGGGUGAGGUGAAGGUUUUAGGAAAGGUAGAUACUUGAGAUGCACCCAUGGUCAAGGGACUCACACAGGACAUAGAUUGGGCACUUCGUGUGACAAAAUGUAAAUGUUUAAAGGGGCAAUCUGCAGUUGAAGCAAUUACAAAGCGGCCACUGAUUUGGUAAAAAGCUGAUGGAUGGGACUGGAGAAAUGUAACUACUCUAAAAUUCAUAGACAGAGCUAUGGAUGCAAGGACUGACCAUCCAUGAGCUACAAAUG
This is a messenger RNA of Salvelinus namaycush (lake trout), 1497 nucleotides long. RefSeq names its product enoyl-CoA hydratase domain-containing protein 3, mitochondrial-like. Gene Ontology annotation, molecular function: hydro-lyase activity. The coding region runs from base 310 to 1017 and encodes 235 amino acids. Lineage: Eukaryota; Metazoa; Chordata; Actinopteri; Salmoniformes; Salmonidae. The record is from RefSeq and is a predicted model, not a curated record. Gene Ontology annotation, cellular component: mitochondrion. The transcript has 8 exons.